Cryptotermes secundus is the source of this 2432-nucleotide messenger RNA. RefSeq names its product sphingolipid delta(4)-desaturase DES1 (gene ifc). Gene Ontology annotation, molecular function: sphingolipid delta-4 desaturase activity. The record is from RefSeq and is a predicted model, not a curated record. The transcript is spliced from 6 exons. The coding region runs from base 114 to 1079 and encodes 321 amino acids. Gene Ontology annotation, cellular component: membrane. Lineage: Eukaryota; Metazoa; Arthropoda; Insecta; Blattodea; Kalotermitidae. Gene Ontology annotation, biological process: ceramide biosynthetic process.
UCGGAACCGCUCGGAACGGUCAGAAGCAGUCAGAACUGGUUGGAAGAGUGGGAAGGAGGCGUUUCCCGUGUGAUUGUGAACGUUUUAUAUAGCACGUUUCUUGUUCCCCGAAAAUGGGAGCUCAUGUGUCGAGAACUGACUUUGAAUGGACUUAUACAGAAGAACCGCAUGCUAGUCGACGAAAAGAAAUUUUAGAAAAAUAUCCUGAAAUCAAGAAACUGUUUGGCUAUGACCCAUACUUCAAAUGGGUAGCUACGGGGAUGGUUCUUGUUCAAUUUUUCAUGAUGUAUGUAAUGAUAAAUCAGUCGUGGCCCAUGAUAUUCCUGGUUGCAUAUUGUUUUGGUGGAGUCAUCAACCAUUCUCUGAUGUUAGCCAUUCAUGAGAUAUCACAUAAUCUGGCAUUUGGAUAUGCAAGGCCCAUGGCUAAUAAGUUGCUUGGAAUCUUUGUUAACCUCCCAAUUGGAAUCCCGUUUUCUGUUAGUUUUAAAAAGUACCACUUGGAGCACCACAGGUACCAAGGUGAUGAGAAACUGGAUACAGAUCUUCCAACAUACCUGGAAGCCAAGUUAUUUUGCAACACAUUUGGAAAGUUCUGCUGGGUGGCACUGCAGCCAUUUUUCUACGCAUUACGUCCCAUUAUCACAUACCCAAAGAGUCCCACAAAAUUUGAAGUCAUCAAUGUUAUUGUGCAACUUGCAUUUGAUAUUCUAGUCUACUAUUUAUGUGGUGGUAAGGUUGUAGUCUACAUGGUAGCAGGAUCUUUGCUUGCUAUGGGCCUUCAUCCUGUGGCAGGCCAUUUUAUCUCAGAACAUUAUAUGUUUCGCAAAGGAUAUGAGACAUACUCAUACUAUGGCUGCCUUAACUGGAUAACGUUUAAUGUGGGUUACCACAAUGAACACCAUGAUUUUCCUGCUGUGCCAGGAUCUAAGCUGCCAGAGGUAAAACGAAUAGCAGCUGAAUAUUAUGACAAUUUGCCACAGCAUAACUCAUGGGUUAGUGUUUUAUAUGACUUUGUGAUGGACCCUGACAUUGGACCUUACGCACGUAUGAAGAGGAAAAAUCGUGGAUUGAAAUCAUAAGUAAAAUUGUAGAAUAACUCAAAAUACCUUUCACGCAUUUAUGAUGGAUCUGAAUGCCUGAUUUGAUCUUUUCAGUCUGUUGGCAUCAUCAAAAUGUUAAUUUGGAUGCCUUUAUAUUUACCCUUAUGUAGAAAGAGAUAUUUGUACAUAUUACUUCAGUGAUUUGUGGGUAUUUGAUCAGUGCCAAUUUUUUCUUUUUUCUUUUUGGCAUGCUCAAAUUAUGAUAUGUAUUCCAUAAUAAUAUUAAGGUUGAACUGGAUGGUUAUGAGAUAAUUUAUGUAGAACAGUACAUGAACUUUACUUAACAAGUCACUGUGCUUGUGUUAUCUAGGCAUAAACUUUCAAGCAGUCUAGUUGUAGCCAAAUUGUAAGAUAUGACAUGAAAAUGUCUUGCAAUUUGAUCCCCACAUGUUGCUACAGUUCUAGAAAUUGAUUAUAAAAUAAAUUCACUUGUAAAUACAUGUGACAAGACUUAUGGCAUGUACCUUUGCAAACUACAAACAAUUUUGUGUGUAAUGUUAUUGUUCAUAAGUCUUAUUGAAACAAAGUAAGUUGAAGCAACACUGUAGUGUGAGGGAUUAGCUGCAUGGAGAGAUACUCAUGAGAAAGUACAAUGAUGGAAAAAGAUUGUUAUCAUAAAGUUAUGACUCAAUUCAGUGAAAGUAUUUAAAUAAGAUAGUUAUAUACAAAUGCAUACCUAUCAAAGAUGAGUCCUGAGUCAGGGGCAUUGUCAGAUUGCAUGAAAUUACCAAGUAUAUUAAAGUUUGGAAACACUACAGCCAGCUGGGUAGGUGAACAGGGGAUUGCAUUACAGAUAUUUUUAUAUUUUUCUAAGUUACAACAUGUGACUUGGUUUGUAAUAAUGUAUCAUUUCUGUACUUGGAAGCUGUUUUCCCCCUUUAUGAAAGAACUGGUUCAUUGUAUGGAAACAGUUAAACUGCAGCACCAUUUCUCAAUCUGUGUACCCAGUUGGGUUAUCACUGUAUGGAAAGAAACAAAAUGAUAAUACUGGAGCUAUCUUCAAAACAUUUUUAUGAGAUAUCCAUUUCUAACUCUUCAUACUGUGCAUCAUCUUGUUUACAUAGCAUAUAUGAGUCUCUAUAUUUAUGUUGUGUAAUUGUAGCUUUGUUGUAUUGGUUAUGUGAAGAAGAUCAGAAUUGAUGUGACAUGUAGUUUAAUUAAGAUCUAAAAGUUUAUGACGAUGGUAAAUUGUUACAAGUAAUAUGUUUUUGGACAUUAUCCAUCAUCUUGUCUAUUCUUAAAAAACCAUCAUGUUUCCUUUAAAAACACAACGUUUCGGGGACUGGAUUCUGUCCCCAUCCUCAGGUAAAACCUACUCAGUUGGGUCCAAUA